Hermetia illucens (black soldier fly) is the source of this 569-nucleotide messenger RNA. RefSeq lists its product as uncharacterized. The record is from RefSeq and is a predicted model, not a curated record. The coding region runs from base 27 to 569 and encodes 180 amino acids. The transcript is spliced from 2 exons. Lineage: Eukaryota; Metazoa; Arthropoda; Insecta; Diptera; Stratiomyidae.
CCCAGUUUUGCACUCCAAAUUUCUCGAUGUGCCCUCUCUUUGACAUGGUCAAUAUUCUCCUUUGGAUUUCGUUUUUCGGAUUUGGCGCAUUCUCACCUUCAGAGUGUCGUCCCCGGGUGCGCAUCACACAAAUCAGUUUUGAUUUUGAUGUGAAAUUAGGCAAUGGAACUACGUGGCUCACUGAUGAUAGAACUGUCAACGUUGUAUUCGAUUUAAAAAAGGGUCUGAAAACAAUGAAGUCAAGGUUUAAAGUGGACUUGAUUCGUAGGCAACGGACGUUCAACGCAAUCGCUAAUGCGACCCGAGACUACUGCGCCCAAACGCCAAUCAUCAAUAAAAUUUGGGCCAAAUUUAGCCACGUGUUCUUGCAAACUUCCAACUUUCCUUCAACAUGCCCCAUUCCCAAAAACACAUACUAUGUUCGUAACUUGUCCUUUCCAGAGCAAUUUCUACCAAACUACAUGCCAGCUUUAGACUUUGUCGUGGAAACAACUUUUCUACACCGAAUGUAUUUUAAUCAGGAGGAAGUGUUAUUGAAAUACGUUACUCGGGGAAAGUUGAUUCCCUAG